CAACAACAGAAAGAGUUCUGUGUUUCCAUCCAAAGGGACAUCCUGAACUUCCUCCGAGAGGGUGAGCUUCCUCACCGGGACCGAGUGCGAGCGGUUCACCGGGAGGCUCAGUACUACGCCAUCGGCCCGCUGCUGGACAGCCUGGAGGACACGCAGCCGCUCACGGGGGAGAAGGUCCGACAAGCCUUCCUCGACCUGCUGCCCUACUACAGAGACAAUCUGGAGCGCAUUGUGGAGAUCGCCAAACUGAGGGCGAUGCAGAAAAAGGCUCGCUUUGCCAAACUGAAGAUCUGCGUCUACAAGGAGGAGAUGCCGAUCACGCCGUACGAGCGCCCUCUCUUUAACUCUCUGCGCUUCGAGCGCUCGGACAGCGAGGCCAAACUGUUCGAGCACCACUGCGAGGUGGACGUUUCUUUCGGACCUUGGGAGGCGGUGGCGGACGUUUACGACCUGCUGCACUGCAUCGUCAGCGACCUCGCCGAGCGCGGCAUCACCGCCGAGCAGCAGUGCAUCGGCGUCUGCGACAAGCACCUUAUCAACCAUUACUACUGCAAGAGGCCCAUCUACGAGUUCAAGAUCACGUGGUGGUGAAGCCGCGAGCCGAUCGGACCAACGACGUACAGAUGUUCUGUUUUUACGACAAUCGGCCGAUAUUGGUUUUUGUAUCGAAGUUGCCAAUAUUUUGUGCUGACGUCUUAAAACGUGACCCUUUAAUCAAACUUUCCCCAGUUUUCUUUUUGCUACUCGGAGGAUAAAUUAGGACAUUUAAGCACUCGCAGUGUGCCGCUGCGUUAAACUAAAGUAUAUAUAUAUAAAGUAUAUUUAUGUACGUGUGAAACAGCGCUGGUGUAGACGGACUGCUGCCGGUUCUUCAGAGGGAGAUUCUGUAACUUCUUGCCAUAAAUAACACAACAGUGUCUGUACUAAUGUUAGCCACCAGAAGCUGAUCAGACCGGAUAAAGUGCGUUUGAAGUAAACUUUAAGACUCAUUUCCUCCUUUAAAAGUUACGUUUUCUCGCUUUAAGCCAUCAAACCUUUUUGUUUUUAAACUUCAAAUCUAUUUUUUCCAACUUGCAGUGAAACUGAAGGUCUUCACCAUCCUGGAGGAACAGCAGAGAGUUGAGCUUCAGUUGUUUAUAUCCUGAAUGUAUUAUUGUUUAUUGAACUGCAUUAGCUGGUUGAUCAGUCGACUGUAGCGUUGAUCAGGAUCAAUAUGUGACAUUUAAAUAUUGAAUAUUGUAAGUAGGUAAACUGAAGUCAGGUCUGUAUAUUUUAGGACUGAGUUUAGUUUGAGGGUUCCUCACAGAGAACAUUUUAAUUAUGCAACCUCCUGAGGAGUGUUUCAGUCGGCUGGUAUCCAUCACGUCACCGGCUCCGGGGGAAAGAACGAGUUUGAAAGAUUCAAAUCAAACAAUUUAAAUAAUUCUUCUUGUUUAAUUCAACCUUUAUUUAACACUUGAGUUCAGUGAAGCUUCGAUAUAGAGAAAGAUAAGUUUCAUGUCGUUUCCUCGCUGUACCUGAUGAAGUCUGAGCACCUUGUGAUUGUAACCGGAUUAUUAUUUUUACCUCAAGUGAGAAUCUGAUGAUCUCCAGUUAUCAGCCUCAGUUGUUUUGGAGCUACGUUCUUCCUACCAAUGUUAUUUUAAUGUUUGCGAGAAUGUUUUUAUAUUGUUAUUUAUCUGUUUCCGUUAGCUUCUAGGAAGCUAUAGUUCGAUAUUUGGGCUUGUUUGUAGUGUUAUUUUUAUUAUUUAUGGUGAAAAUUAAAAAUAAAUUAUAAUGCUUUCA
This is a messenger RNA of Morone saxatilis (striped sea-bass), 1785 nucleotides long. RefSeq names its product potassium channel tetramerization domain containing 7 (gene kctd7). Lineage: Eukaryota; Metazoa; Chordata; Actinopteri; Moronidae. The record is from RefSeq and is a predicted model, not a curated record. The annotation marks the transcript as partial. The transcript is spliced from 2 exons.